CGAUCGAGCAAUUCAAAUAUGUCAUCAUGUAACAUAACGUCUACAUGCCACAUUGUCAGUUAACAUGAACACUUCUAUCAAAAUUAUCGGAUUUUUGACAUAUAUAGCAUUCACCCCCACCUCAUCCUUCUUCUUCUUCCCCUAAAAUUAUCGAUCCAAAGAAUGAACCUUUCUACAAGAAUAAAAAAGAAGAGUAAAUUCUACAAUAGCAUGUAAUUGAUUAAGAUAUGCUACUUACUGAAAGUUUAAUUUUGGAAGUGGCUAUCAAUUUUUUGUCGAUGAAUGAAGUCACAACAAGACUCGAAUUAUUCAUUCAUUUGGGUUUUGUUCAAGAACGUAGCUUUCUGUUCAAUUCACCAUUCAUUGAUCAAUGCCCCUUCUGGGUCUUCCUUUUUUCAUCACCAUCAGCUUUAAAUUUGCAGGAGCUGAAGGAUUUUAAGAAGAGGAAAGAAUUAAACCUCACUUCUUAGAAAAAUUAAAAGCGAGCAUCACUGAACUCAAGAAGCAUCCAGAUGAAUGUUACGAAGUUCUAUCAGUCAACCUGAGUUGGAAACCAGUGAAAAUCAUAGAGAAGAAUCGUCUAGAAACUUCAACAGUGAUGCCAGUGAGCCUUGAAAAUGAGGCCUUGAAGAACAAAAAAAAGGAAAGUUUUAAGCUCUAAUUUUCAGAAUCAUAGAGAUGUUGCCUUUUAUUUGACUUGCACUUGUUGUUCUUUGGAUCUUCUGGCACCAUUAAGAAUUUUGGAGAAUAUUAAAGCAAUUGCAGAGUUCUAUUGGCUUGUAGACCUUAUAAGUUUUUUACAGUUGAGCAUAGCCAUAGGCUAAUGAAUAUAUGUAACCAGAUAUUUAGGUUUCAUCUUGCUUGCUCCUAGUUGAGUUUAAGAGUCAAGAUUCCAUUACUCUCUUUUACCAUGUAAAAUAUACAAGCAGUGAUGAUAAAAUUCUGGAAUUUCAAUUGUUAAAUUUCUUGUUUUUGAUGUUAUUUCUACUUCAGUAUGUGUAAAAGAAAGGAAGAGUCUUGGCACUGCAACUUUGCAAGGUUAUUACAUUUUGUUUAUGUGUAUGUGUUGCAUUUGCAAAGGAUUAGGUUCUAGUGUUUAUACAAACAUAUAGCUCUACAUGAUUAUAAACCUUAGAGACAUAGAGCUUUAAUUUUCAUGUUGUUCCUGGCUGCACACUUUACUAGAGGAUUGUUAAUUAAAGUACUUAAUCAUAAUAUUGGUGUGGGCUUUAAGUGAACAAAAUCAUCCAAUCUUUAAGUUUCAGCUAUUUGGUGAGGGUUGAAAUAUGGCUUAAAGUAAGUGUUUCAGAUUCUACAAAGGUAACUAUUUGUUGCCGCACGGUCUUAUCACACAAUUGGUUUCAACUUCAACAUGCAUGACAUAUUUUUCACUCAGCAUCGUGCCUCUACAUAUGAAUCGUUAAAAGGGUUUUGGGCCAACUAUGGUGGUAUCGCUGCCAACAAUUUGGAUGAAGAAUUGAAAUGGGAUAUUGAUUUCAUACUUGAACAAUGAGGUGGACAUACUCUAAAGAGAGGCCGCAGUCGUUCCAAUCCAAUGCUGCAACGUGUUGGCUAGCGCUGUGGUUGAUCAAUGGAUUGCCUAAAGGCUCUCAGGUUAAAAAUUUAUUGGAGUGAGGUAGGACUAUAUUGGACAAGGAUACCUCAUCUUUCCAUGUUCAAGUUCUUAAAAUACUGAAAAAGGUUUUUAACAGUUGGUGCUUUUGAUUGUCUUUAAAUUAAGGUUAUCGGAUUCUCUCUGCUAUUUCAUUCUUUGUAUUAGAUAGUCAAAAUUGGUAAAUAUUUAUUGAUAUGCCUUAUUAGCAAAUUAAAAAAAAUGUAGUUUAAAAUAAUAGUGCUAAGGCACAAACCCUACGCCUUCAUUUGUUUCGCCGUGUCUCUUUGCUCGGGUAAGCGCAUUUAAUACCCUAAUGUAAUCAUGAUAUUUAGUGGGUCUUAUUAAUGAUUGUUGUUCGCAAUUUCUUCGAUUUCUUGUGUUUGUUUAUUUUCCUUUGAUUGUGUAGUUCACAUAUCUUGUGAUUUUUUAAAUAUCGAUGCUUAAACAGUUCGUUAGAUUGUAUAAUUAAUCUUUGUUGGUUUAUUCGGAAUGAAAUAUGAGCGAAAUGAAUCUCAGAUUCACUGGGGGAUUCACUUUGAUGAUAACUGUUAACAAGGUUUUAAUUGUGUUGUAGUCGUGACGCUAUUGGUUGCGACGUCUUAAUUGUGGUUAUUGUCGUGUUGCGGCUGUUGUAGGCUAAUUCAAAAACUUGGCUUAUACUCAGUUUGGAGGCUACAAUAGUACUCGACUCCUUUCAUAUAUCGGUAUCAGUUACAUAUUCGAUACGAAUUAUUUUGGAUAUCUUACGUAUACAUACCUGUGAAGUAUCCCACUUUUUUCAUAAAACAUUAUCUAAUUCUAAUGCAAACAUUUUUGUCUGUCAAUUUCUUUGAAUUUAGAGUCCACUAUUUAUCUGUGCAAAUGCCGACGUCAAUACGAUAUCUUUGGUGUGAAUAUGUAUGUGUCAUUUCAACACAUGGCUCACUCUUUUCAUUCUUGAGUUGAUGCAUAUUUGUGCUAAUAAAAGUUUGUUGUAGAUUUUUUUUCUGCAAUUAUGUUUGCUGCAUAAUUAUAGUAUUCUAUCUAAGUUAGAUUUGUAUUCCAUAGUUGAAAUAAACAAUAUCUAGCAUGCACUGUGUUCUAGUUUUAUAAAGUAGUGUAAAAGGAGUACACUGUUAGUUUAGAUAUAUAAAUUAGAAUUAUGUAUUUAUGAAAUUUUAUGAUUUUGUGUUUUUCAUUUCUGUGUAUGUAUCUUAGAUGCACCUUAUUACAUUUUCAAGGAUAUGCAUAUAGUCAUAAAUGUAUUGUAUCUGAUACUUGUAUGAUACUCGUAUUAUACUCAGAUCUAUCAUGGAGUCUGACAAGUCCCAGUCACUGAAACGGAGGAAGUACAAUGGUCCAGUAGGCGAUGUCAAAGUGUUGGUUGUUGAUGCUAACUCGGCUUGCCGAGCAAUUGUAUCAAAAAUGCUUCUUUCACUUGGAUAUGAGGUUGUGACUGCUACACUAGCUUCCGACGCAUUAUCCAUUAUUUGGGAUAAGAAGAAUGAGAUCAACCUUGUGCUUGUGGAGGCUCAGCUACCGGACAUGGAAAUACAUGAGUUCAUGGAGAAAGUGAAAGAAAGCGCUAAUCUUCCAUGUUUCAUUAUGACUGCUUAUGACGAUGACAUUCCAUCCAUAACGAGAGCGCUAAGUACCGGGGCUAAAUUGUGUUUUAGAAAGCCGGUUCUUACUUUUGAUCUUCAGGAGCUGUGGCGGUUUGCAGUGUGGAACAGAAUUGAAACAAUAUUCAGUGAAGAAGAAUCUAGCUUCGGGUGGCGUCAGUCAGAGAUGAGUACGGUUAACAAGGGUCUCGAGUCACAAUCAUCCAUGAAUGCAGAAGAACAGUCUCUCCAAUAUGCAAACGGCAAGAAGAUACAAGAAUCUCGUGAUGAAGAUAUGACAUUACUCCCGAAAAAGAGAAGGCGUACCUGGACUGAUGACUUACAUAGGAAGUUCUUGGAUGCGGUUGAAACAGCAGGAAUCAACGCUCGUCCGAAGGUGAUAUUCGAGCUCAUGGAUGUGGAAGGACUUACAAAAGAGAGUGUUGCAAACUAUUUACAGAAAUAUCGUCAAUCUAUGAAACUGCGAGCUAGUGCAAUGGCACAGCAUGUGAAUGGAUAUGUGUCUCUGACUAAGAAACGAGGAAAAGGCCCUCUAUACUUCGAGAAUCAAGAUGUGACUAACAAUCCCUCUAUUCUCAGUAAUGGUAUGCCUCAGCAAGUUUCUGAUUCCUCUGCGCUGUAUGCUUCUCUGGAAAGCUCAAAUUAUCAGGACUCACCUUUCGAGCAAAAGCAACUGUGGCCACCAUUGAAACAGCAACGUGUUGUUUAUAAUGCAGAAAAACAGUUGGAUUUUCGAACACUGCUGGCCUUUGACAUGAACGAUCAAUUUUACCCGGCACUUCCUAUUGCUCUACUACCACCGGAAAAAAAUGAAAAGAUUGAUGAAAUUUUUUAUUCCAAACAGCUGUUUACUGAUGAGGAUUUGAAUAUGUGGUUGUCAACGAUUCCAGACAAUGUGGAUGCUGCUGCUGCUUUUGCUUGAUGCUGUGGAAGGCUGGCAAGAGAAUAAAAAUUUAAUAUGCAUCUCAAUAACACUGUUUUUUUCUGGCACUUUUGGCAUUGAGAAAUUGAUCUUAGUUAUAAUAGGUACUUGCUGGUUUUUCCAUUUAAGUUGUUUCAUAUGGAACUCGAAUAAAGACAGGCAAUAGCAUUUGUUUGCUUAUAUCCUGUGAAACUUAAACAGGGGAAUAACAAUCUGUUAACAAUAAAUACACAUUAUGAUCUA
Messenger RNA from Lathyrus oleraceus (garden pea), 4381 nucleotides. RefSeq names its product two-component response regulator ARR14. Gene Ontology annotation, biological process: cytokinin-activated signaling pathway; phosphorelay signal transduction system. The transcript has 9 exons. Gene Ontology annotation, molecular function: DNA binding. Lineage: Eukaryota; Viridiplantae; Streptophyta; Magnoliopsida; Fabales; Fabaceae. The coding region runs from base 2906 to 4138 and encodes 410 amino acids. The record is from RefSeq and is a predicted model, not a curated record.